AUAGAAAUCGGAGUAUAUUUUUCUAAUUCUUUGGUCAGAAAGGUAACCUAUGCAACGCACCUUUAACAUGUGGCUGCGUUAUUUAGCCCUCGGGGCCAUUGUUUGCGUUUGUUCUUGUACAGAAGAACCUGCGAAUCUCGCCGCCAACGAAGACGAAAACAUUGAUAUUUUAGAAGAGUUAAGGUUAUUACGGAAAAUGGUAGUAGAAAAUAGAAUACUGAUCACAAAACAAGAAACGGAGCUAAAGACCGUGAAACGCGAGCUCGAAGAGACAAAAAGAAAUUGUCAUUGUGGAUCAACGUCUGAUGAAAAGAAAAUUACAGCCAAAAAAGUAGAAGUCCCUCAGAAAAAGGCAACGCUAAUCCGUAGAGGUAGGAUAAUUCCCCCCACUUCUCAUGAUGGACCCGUUGCGUUCUAUGGUUACAUGUCUACUCCAAUGACGAACAUCGGUGGCCACCAUACUCUGGUCUUUGAUGUCAUCAAAACUAACUCUGGAAACGGACUACAUCCUACCACAGGAGUCUUCAUGGCACCGAGCUCUGGAUUUUACGUUUUCACUUGGACUAUUAGAGAAUUUGACAAUAGUUACCACAGCGUGGAACUGGUCGUGAAUGGACAGGAAGUCGGGGCUCUCUAUCAACACGCUGGACCUGGAGAGGACGAUAUGAGUAGUACCACUGUGGUCAUCCAUGUCAAUGAGGGGGAAGACGUUUUCUUGAGAACCAAAAUGGAUUUCAACCAAGGAGUGAUUAAUAGCAGCAUACAUGGAUACUCUUCCUUUGCGGGAUGGAAGCUGAAUUAAAAAAAUAAUAAUAAAA
Molecule: messenger RNA, 818 nt
Organism: Magallana angulata
Lineage: Eukaryota; Metazoa; Mollusca; Bivalvia; Ostreida; Ostreidae
Product: heavy metal-binding protein HIP-like
Exons: 2
Coding region: 50-802 (250 amino acids)
Molecular function (GO): protein binding
Source: RefSeq, a predicted model, not a curated record